Molecule: messenger RNA, 705 nt
Organism: Acanthamoeba castellanii str. Neff
Lineage: Eukaryota; Discosea; Longamoebia; Acanthamoebidae
Product: Fbox domain containing protein
Exons: 7
Coding region: 1-705 (234 amino acids)
Biological process (GO): SCF-dependent proteasomal ubiquitin-dependent protein catabolic process
Cellular component (GO): SCF ubiquitin ligase complex
Molecular function (GO): protein binding
Source: RefSeq, a predicted model, not a curated record
AUGAACAAAGAGAUGGAGGUGCUGCCGCCCGAGACUUGGUUGGAGGUGUUUUCGCUGCUCGAUGCCCGCGACCUCCAGGCUGUCCAGCUCACCUGCUGGACCUUUCGCCAGCUUGGCGCUGACGACGGGCUGUGGCGCCGGCUGUGCGCGAGCGAAUGCGGCCACCAGCAGCACCUGGCCACCCUGCGCCGCUGCCUGAAGCCCGGCGACGCCGCCAUGUCCUACGCUGCUCUGUACCGACGCCUGCACCAUUCGCCCUAUCUGCGGUGGGACCCCGCUCAGCCGUUGGACGUCAGCAACGAGGGGCUCACCGCCAGACAGCCGACCGAAGGGUGGACGACGACGUCGACCCUGCAGCCGCUCAAGCCCGGCCGGGUCAACUACUUCGAGAUCACCUUCACCAUAGAUGGAGCUGAGACCACGUUGGAGGCGGGCAGAGGCUACGGCAGCGGGGACACCAUCGGCGUUUACGUCGACCUCCGGCAAGGUGCGGGCUUGAUCACGUGGCUCGUCAAUGGCGUUCAAGUGGUGGGUAUGCUCGGCCUGGGCUCCCUGGCGGUCGCAGAGCUGUUGCCGGUGGUGUCGUGGGGCGGAACGCGGUACUGUAUCAACCUGGGCGUAGUACCAGCACUGCCCGCGGUCGACAGCCCCGCAUACGCACUGCAGCUGCCCCGAGAAGAUAAGACUGAGAUGAAUCAGGAGUAG